Molecule: messenger RNA, 1910 nt
Organism: Fragaria vesca subsp. vesca
Lineage: Eukaryota; Viridiplantae; Streptophyta; Magnoliopsida; Rosales; Rosaceae
Product: CBL-interacting serine/threonine-protein kinase 11-like
Exons: 1
Coding region: 230-1549 (439 amino acids)
Biological process (GO): protein phosphorylation; signal transduction
Molecular function (GO): ATP binding; protein kinase activity
Source: RefSeq, a predicted model, not a curated record
CGUUUAAAACCAAACAAACAGACAACUCCAUCUCUCUCACCAACGAACCUUCCUUGAAAGUUUAAACCGCAAUUCUCUCCAUUCCUCUUCUAAAUCGCAGCCUUCCCAUCUCUCAACCCUCCCAAAAUCUUUUGUUUGUUUUCUUUUAUCUUCUAAAAGGUUUGUGAUUUAAGUUUCAUCCAAUAAUCUGGUCGGAACGCCAACAUCAUCUGUUUCGGUCUCUGGGGAUAUGCCAGAGAUCGAACAACAGCAGCAGCAAGUAGUGCUCCGCAUCCCAGACAAUGCCCUGUUCGGGAAAUACGAGCUGGGCAAGCUUCUGGGAUGCGGGGCCUUCGCGAAGGUGUACCACGCAAGGAAUGUGUUCACCGGCCAGAGCGUGGCCGUGAAGGUGAUCAACAAAAAGAAGCUAAACGGUACCAGCCUCAUGUCGAACGUGACACGCGAGAUUUCCAUUAUGAGACGGUUACGGCACCCAAACAUUGUCAAGCUUUACGAAGUCAUGGCCUCCAAGACUAAGAUCUACUUCAUCCUUGAGUUCGUCAAAGGCGGCGAGCUUUUCGCUAAGGUCUCGAAGGGAAGAUUCUCGGAGGCUCUGAGCCGGAAAUAUUUCCAGCAGCUGAUCUCCGCCGUAGGGUACUGCCACUCUAGGGGAGUCUACCACCGUGAUCUGAAGCCGGAGAAUUUGCUGGUGGACGAUAACGGGAAUUUGAAAGUUUCGGACUUUGGUCUCAGCGCGGUGACGGGUCAGAUCCGACCCGACGGGCUGCUCCACACGCUUUGCGGGACGCCGGCUUACGUGGCGCCGGAGAUCUUGACGAAGAGAGGGUACGACGGAGCAAAGGUGGACAUGUGGUCGUGCGGUGUGAUUCUUUAUGUAUUGAACGCCGGGUUCUUGCCGUUUAACGACCCGAAUCUGAUGGCGAUGUACAAGAAGAUUUACAAGGGGGAGUUCCGGUGCCCCAAGUGGAUGUCGCAGGAUUUGAAAAGGUUCUUGGGUCGGGUCCUGGAUACCAACCCGAUGACCCGGAUCACCGUGGACGGCGUCCUGAACGACCCGUGGUUCAGAAAAGGCGGCGAGUACAAGGAGAUCAGUUUCUAUGAUGAUGACAAACCGGACGAGGAGCAGAAAUGCAUGACGAAUUUGAAUGCUUUCGAUAUCAUUUCUUACUCGGCGGGUCUGGAUCUUUCCGGGUUGUUCGAGUCGACUAACCCGAUCCAGGACUCGGAGCGGAUCGUGUCGUCGGAGACGGUGGAGACGAUGGUGGGGAGAGUGGAGGAGUUUGCUAAGGAGGAGAAGUUGAGGGUGAGGAGGAAGAAGGAUUGGGGGAUGGAAAUGGAAGGGCAGAAUGGUAAUUUGGUGAUUGGAGUGGAGGUGUCGAGGUUGACGGAGAGUUUGGUGGUUGUGGAGGCCAAGAGAACAGGCGGGGAGUCUGGGCCGUUCAAUGACAUGUGGAAUAAGCUCAAACCCCGUCUUGUCUUAGGCCGUGAAGAAACAGUCGAAGAAGACUUGUCUUUGAUCGCUUCUUCUUCUUCUUUGUCGUCUGUAUAGUUGCUCGAGUGCUGAUUGAGAAAUUGAGAAAAUGGUUCAUUGUUUUGGUAAUGCUAUAAACAUAAACAUUAUUGAGAAAAAUCAAAAAUGUGAUUCUUUGUGAUUUGUAUUUGGUUGUGCUUGGAAUAAAUCAAGGUUAAGAUUACUACUAGUUGAUUUUGUAUCUGGGAAAAUAUGGAGUUAGCGCAACAUUGGCCGAAGAGACUACUAUGUAUAGAGCUUUGGUGUUGGUUUGGGGCUUAAUCAACAGAGAAUGAAGGGUGGGAGUAGAGCUCUCAACUCUGACUCUUGUUCUUUCGAAUUGUGUAACUAUUGUAUCCGUUCUUCAUCUUCAAUAAUAACUGAUUUUAUUUCACUUGUU